AUGGCAGAAAAGUCCGCCCUCGGAAAAAGAGCCGAACGAAUGGAGGAAUAUUCCGAAGAUGAAAGCGAUCUCGAGAUCGGUCCUGCUCUUCCAAGCGCGGAUGAUGUACCCAGAAAGAAAGCACGAGUUUUGGCUCACGAAAAGCUUUACCUCGAGAACUUGCCGUCGGCUGAUAUGUAUGAGCGGUCAUAUAUGCACAGAGACGUGCUUAAUUUUGUAGCUGUUACUAAAAAUGAUUUUGUGAUUACUACUUCCGUCGAUGGUCAUUUAAAAUUCUGGAAGAAGGACGAACAGGGCAUCGAAUUCGUAAAGCAUUUUCGGUCACAUUUAGGGAGUAUAACUGGAAUAAGUCUUUCGGCUGAUAGCAACCUGCUCGCUACCAUUGCUGUUGACAAGGCGAUUAAAAUUUACGAUGUCGUUAAUUUCGAUAUGAUUAAUAUGAUGAAAUUAGACUACAUACCGAAAUGUGUCUGUUGGAUACAUAAGAGGGGACAAGCUCAAGCACUAGUUGCCUGCACCGACCAGGAAUCGUCAAAAAUCUACAUAUAUGAUGGUCGAGGCGACGGUAAGCCGUUACACGUACUAUCAACAAUGCACUCACAUCCAGUUCAGGUCUUGCAGUAUAAUGAUAGAUUCCAUUGUGUCGUAUCGGCGGAUUCAUCGGGAAUGAUGGAGUAUUGGGACCCGGAAGAACCCUUUGAAUUACCAAAGACAGUGGCAUUCGAAUAUAAAUCUGAUACUGAUUUAUAUGAAUUCAAGAAAACCAAAUCUGUCCCGCAUACUUUGACGUUUUCUCCAGAUUAUACUCAGUUCGUAACGAUGAGUAGUGAUCGUCAAGUACGCAUUUUCAAGUUUUUGACUGGAAAAAUGAUUAGAAAAUACGAUGAAUCAUUGGCAGUUAUUAGUGAAAUGCAACAGGCUGGUACAACAAUAUAUAGUCUAGAUGAUAUGGAAUUUGGCCGUCGCUUGGCUGUAGAAAAAGAAUUAGAAAAGACUCCACAACUGACGACUAUGAAUGCAGUCUUUGAUGAAAGUGGUCAUUUUAUAAUUUAUCCAACUAUGCUUGGAAUAAAAGUUGUUAAUACUCAUACGAAUAAAGUCGUACGUCUUAUUGGGAAAACCGAGACGCAUAGGUUUUUGAAUGUGGAUUUAUAUCAAGGGAAACCCAGGAGGAAGGCAUUAAUUACACUGGCAAUGGCAGCUUCGGAUAAUCCAUUGAUGAAAGAAAGCGAGGCUGCAGAUUCAACAUUAUUCUGUACUGCAUAUAAGCGGAACAGAUUCUUCAUGUUCACCAGGCGGGAACCCGAUGCGCAAGAUUCGCACAAGGGAGACAGGGAUAUCUUCAAUGAGAAGCCGUCCCGUGAAGAACAGACCGUCGCCACUGCACAGCCUACUAAACAGAAACUCGGCACAAACGCGAUUAUUCGUACUACGUCUGGAGAUAUCCACAUUCGUUUAUUCCCCGAAUAUGCCCCGAAAGCUGUUGAGAAUUUUAUCACUCAUUCGAAGAAUGGAUAUUAUAACAAUGUCAUAUUUCAUAGAGUUAUUAAGGGAUUUAUGAUUCAAACUGGGGAUCCAUUGGGCGACGGAACGGGGGGUGAGUCGAUAUGGAGCUCAGACUUUGAAGAUGAAUUUCAUGAUGAACUCAAGCAUGACAGACCAUACACAGUCAGUAUGGCCAACACUGGUCAACCGGGGACGAAUGGAUCACAGUUUUUUAUUACUGUGGUCCCAACCCCGUGGUUAAACAACAAACACACCAUAUUCGGAAGAGCCACCGCCGGAAUGGAUGUCAUUCAUUCGAUCGAAAAUGCCAAGAUAGACAAGUUUGAUAAACCAUACGAGGAUAUUAAAAUUAUUAAUAUUGAAAUCAGAUAA
Molecule: messenger RNA, 1878 nt
Organism: Paraglomus brasilianum
Lineage: Eukaryota; Fungi; Glomeromycota; Glomeromycetes; Paraglomerales; Paraglomeraceae
Source: the annotation of a GenBank genome assembly